Eruca vesicaria subsp. sativa (arugula) is the source of this 972-nucleotide messenger RNA. The record is from the annotation of a GenBank genome assembly. Lineage: Eukaryota; Viridiplantae; Streptophyta; Magnoliopsida; Brassicales; Brassicaceae.
AAAAAAGUGGAAUGAGAUUAUCAGAAUCAGUCGUCUUCAAGCUCCAAGCAUUUGAGACAAACGCAGUAACCAAAAUUUUUCUGAAUCCAAGAAUCUUGAUCGUAUCAUCAAUGGCGUACGCACCGUCGGCACCGGAGCUUCCAGAAUCGUUCGGGCAGCAGCUCGACGAGGAAAAUAGAUACACUUACGCGUAUCCAUACAGCUCUUCGGGUCAACCAAGGAAUCAACUCGGAUCUUCCGGAAAGUUUUCACCGGAAACGCAUCCGGACAUUAUUAGAAGCUUCGAAUCGGCUGGCGGAAACCGGAGCGGAUUCCUUGAUGAAUCGGAGCUCCGGCAUGCGUUGUCGUUUUCUGGCUACGAAGGAAUCAGUAACAGAACGAUUAGGUUCCUCUUGUUCAUCUACAAGAGCCCUGGAGAAUCUGUACUACGGCUUGGGCCUAAGGGGUAUGUUGAGUUGUGGAAUUGCCUUGCGCAGUGGCGUGCGAUGUUUGACAGGUACGAUAGAGAUAGGAGUGGAAAGAUUAAUGCUUUAGAGCUCAGAGACGCGUUCUAUCAUCUCGGUUACAUGCUUCCAACCUCUGUUCUCCAACUUAUUAUCUUAUCUCAGUUUGAUGAUGGCACUAGCAACUCUAGUGACCUCUGUUUCGAUAGAUUCCUCGAAUGCGGGAUGAUUGUGAAGAGUCUGACUGAGAAGUUCAAAGAGAAAGACCCUGGGUACACGGGCUAUGCAACGCUCUCUUACGAUGUCUUCAUGUCAAUGGUCAUUCCGUUCAUUGCCUCAUAUGACUAGUGCUCUUAUCUUUCUUUGUUUCUUUAAACAAUCUCAGCUUCAACUUGUACAUUUGAUAAAGGGGUUUGUGGUUACUGAAUAGGAGAGUGAAAUCAAACUGGUGAAAGAGAAAUAAAUGAAAGCUGUAAUAGUUAUAAAAAUAGAAACAAAAGUGGUUUAACUUUGUACCGUAGAGAAAGAA